Messenger RNA from Corythoichthys intestinalis (scribbled pipefish), 1512 nucleotides. RefSeq names its product integrin beta 1 binding protein 1 (gene itgb1bp1). The record is from RefSeq and is a predicted model, not a curated record. Gene Ontology annotation, biological process: negative regulation of substrate adhesion-dependent cell spreading; negative regulation of focal adhesion assembly. Gene Ontology annotation, cellular component: lamellipodium; cell periphery; cytoskeleton. Gene Ontology annotation, molecular function: integrin binding. NCBI's taxonomy places the organism in Eukaryota, Metazoa, Chordata, Actinopteri, Syngnathiformes, Syngnathidae. The transcript is spliced from 7 exons. Bases 323 to 919 code for a protein of 198 amino acids.
AAUGAACGCAAAUUAUUCAGAUUGUAUUUGAAGUAAAGACUUGUGCGGGUUUACUGGUUUUAAAUUUCAUUUAUUUGAACAAUAGCCUAAUUUUGAAAGUGUCGCUGACUAAAAUUGGGUACGACCCCUUUAAGAAACGUUAGGCGGAGGCUGUGGAACUUCAAGAAGCUAAACUGAGCGUGAAUAAAAGCCGACAAACGCCAGGUGGAAGGCUGGGCAAAGUUAGUUAACGGGUUUAUGUUAACGGAACAUUGACACAAGAACGCCACUGAUAGGUUGGCGGUGGCCCAGGAUGCAUCAUUCCAGGAUGCCAAUGUGAACGAUGUUCCGUAAGGUGAAAAAACGCCACAGCAGCAGCAGCUCUCAGAGCAGUGAAGUCAGCACCAAAAGUAAGUCCGUAGAUUCCAGCGUGGGAGGACUCUCCAGGUCCAGCACCGUCGCCAGCCUCGACACGGACUCUACCAAGAGUUCAGGAAACCAUGUAUCAGAAACAUGUGCAGAGUUCCGGGUAAAGUACGUGGGAUCCAUUGAGAGAUUACAGUUUGACAUGAGUAAGACGCUCAAGGAACCUCUUGACCUCAUCAACUACAUUGAUGCUGCCCAGCAAGAUGGAAAGCUGCCAUUUGUGCCAGGAGACGAGGAGUUGAUCCUGUUUGUAUCGAAACACGGAGUGAAAGUGGCCUCGCUGGACCAGUGUGAUGUUUUGCACCGCCACCCCCUCUACUUGAUUGUGCGUAUGUUGUGCUACGAUGACGGCCUGGGCGCAGGGAAGAACCUCCUGGCUCUCAAAACCACUGACCCCGACCAGGAGGGCUGCAGCAUUUGGGUGUACCAGUGCAGCAGUUCUGAGCAGGCUCAGUCCAUCUGCAAGGUGCUCUCCGCUUCCUUUGACUGUGCACUUGCAUCGGACAAGUCUUGAGGAUAGCAAGUGAAGAACAGAACUAGCAAUUUCAGAUUUUUUGGGAUCGUGGUGGGGUUUAUUCGAUAUUACCCACAUGGGAAAUCAAUUGCUGUACCCUCCAACUGCCUUGAAAGCAAUCUCAUUGGUACUUUUGAGUUGAAAAUUAAGUGUUUGCAUUCAUUUAAUUGUAUUUGAGGUUUAGUCAUUUAGUACAAAAUAUGACACAAGGUGGUACAUGACGUCCUUUUGUCAAUUUAUUCAAUGAGUUUGGUGCCUUUAUUGGUACGAUUUCAAAAGUGGCUGCUUGUCCUUAAUUGUGUGCCUUGAAGUGAUACAUUUUGUGUUUGUAUCACAAAUUCCGGUACGCCUGUUUUUCUAAUUGUAUGUUUCUGCCAUUGUCACUUUCACCCAUUUGUUGUGCUUAAUGUGUUUGACAUUAAAUGGCUGAAACGCUUCAUAUUCUUGUUGAAGUUCAACUAUCCACCACUAGGGGAGGCUCUCGAUUCAUGAUUCAGUAUAGUUAAAGGAGAAUUUUUUUUUUAUUGAACAAUAGAAAACGUACAAAUAACAAAUAAUACAAAACAACUAGUCCACAUAGAAUAUAACCAUGU